Molecule: messenger RNA, 306 nt
Organism: Abrus precatorius (Indian licorice)
Lineage: Eukaryota; Viridiplantae; Streptophyta; Magnoliopsida; Fabales; Fabaceae
Product: peamaclein-like
Exons: 2
Coding region: 40-306 (88 amino acids)
Source: RefSeq, a predicted model, not a curated record
CUCCUCCCUCUUUUCUCUUUUCUACACUGCGAAACCAAGAUGAAGCUAGCAUUUGCAGCUGUGCUACUUAUGUGCCUUGUCCUCAGCUCCUCUUUGUUUGAAGUGUCCAUGGCUAGAUCUGGUUAUUGCUCCUCUAUGUGCGCGAAGAGGUGCGCUAGGGCCGGGAUGAAGGACAGGUGCCUAAGGUUCUGCGGGAUCUGCUGCACCAAAUGCAAGUGUGUGCCGUCUGGAACGUAUGGGAACAAGCACGAGUGCCCUUGCUACAGGGACAUGAAGAACUCUAAGGGCAAACCCAAAUGCCCUUGA